CCCGAAUCCCCCCAUCAUCCCACAAGUGACUUGUCAUCUUGCAGGGAGUGGUGGAACGAGCGGAUGAGUGAUGGAAGCUGGCGUCAGAAGCGAGCGACGCCGGAAAUAGCAGGAGGUUACCAGGCAGGUCUGGAAUGGAGCAGCCAGUUGAUUGAGGAGUUCGGCCCCGGGAAGCGAUGGCGGAAUGGAAUGCGGAAGCUCCUCCUUGGGUUAAAUGAAUGGCUUGAAAGAAAUGGAGUUGGAAGAAGUUGCAUGACGUGCAAUGAUUUGGAUGUGCUGUCGUUUCUUGGUAGUCAGUGGUUGGUGGCGAUAGAGAGUAGGUGCCGGACUACUCACAAUGAGGGGGAACCGAGGGUUUCUCCAUCGACUGUUGAUGUGGUUAUCAAUUGCUUGAGUGGAAGCUUCCGACUCUUAGGGCGAGAAAAAGGUGACGAUCCGUGCCAGAGUGGUCGAGUAAAGAUCUUUAAGAAGUCGUACCAAGAGUAUGCUUUGAGUCGAGGUGUGGUUGAAGAGUCUGCGCGGUCAUUGGGAUGGGAGAAACUUAUGAUUGUGAUAAGAUAUAUUCGAAAUAAGGUGAAGAUCUUGAAGAAAAUGCGUGAGGCAGAGGCUUAUCGAGACGCGGCGAUGUUUUUGUACCUGUGGGAAAGUUGGCAACGGUGUGAUGUGGAUGUGCGGAAAGGUUACUUAUUUCGGGCCGGAAGAGGGAGUAGUGCACUUGGUGGUGGGGCUUUCAAUAAACGAAUAGAGAAGUGGUUUGGAGAGGCGGGAGUGUAUGAAGGUGAGAGUGGUCACAACUUUCGUGUAGGGGGGUUGCGUGCAGGAAUAGAGGAAGGUUGGAGUUUAGGAGAGAUGAUGCGUCAGGGGACUUGGAAUAGUGUAGGAACGUUUAUGCGCUAUGGUUAUGGGAUGCGGCGGGGUUGGAAACGCGGAGUAGCGGAAAAGGAGAUUGAAGAGGAAGGGGUGAUUGGCGUGACGAGAGCGACUGAUGGUAGCCAGGAUUUAAGUGGUGAAGAAGAUGGCGGAGAGUCCUAAGGUGGCGGGAUUAGGGCAUGAGUGAUGCACUCUUGGGCUGGGUAAGCAUGAAAAUUC
This is a messenger RNA of Chara braunii, 1089 nucleotides long. The record is from the annotation of a GenBank genome assembly. Lineage: Eukaryota; Viridiplantae; Streptophyta; Charophyceae; Charales; Characeae.